Volvox carteri f. nagariensis is the source of this 1442-nucleotide messenger RNA. RefSeq lists its product as uncharacterized. Lineage: Eukaryota; Viridiplantae; Chlorophyta; Chlorophyceae; Chlamydomonadales; Volvocaceae. The transcript has a single exon. Gene Ontology annotation, biological process: phenylalanyl-tRNA aminoacylation. The record is from RefSeq and is a predicted model, not a curated record. Gene Ontology annotation, cellular component: cytoplasm; mitochondrion. Bases 1 to 1194 code for a protein of 397 amino acids. Gene Ontology annotation, molecular function: ATP binding; phenylalanine-tRNA ligase activity; tRNA binding.
AUGGCGUUUAAAUCGGCGUCACGGCCAAAUCGCUCGCACGCUAUUUCCCCUGCUUGCGUCGCUGCGCCAGUGGAGCUCAAAACAGGCAAGCCCCGUCGCGAGGAGGUGAUCACGGGGUCUCCCGACAACAACAUCACGGAUUACAUUUAUGAAAAGAUGGGCGCGGACUUGCACCGGCAGGCCGACCACCCCAUCGGCAUCAUUAAGCAAGCCAUUUACGAUUACUUUGAGGCGCGCAACCCGGGUCUGUUCGUCAAAUUCGACGAUCGGUUCCCUAUUGUUAGCACCCGCGCGAACUUUGACGAGGUGCUGGUCCCCGCUGACCAUAUUAGCCGCAGCCCCAACGACACGUAUUACGUCGACGCCAGCACCGUCCUCCGCUGCCACACCUCCGCACACCAAGCUGAGACGCUCCGCGCCGGCCACGCGGCCUUCCUCGUCACCGGUGACGUCUACCGCCGCGACUCCAUCGACGCCACUCACUAUCCCGUCUUCCACCAAAUGGAGGGCGUGCGCGUAUUCUCCGAAGCCGAUUGGACGGCUGCAGGCCUCUCCCCCACGCAGCUCGCGGAGCAGGACCUCAAAGCUGCCUUGGAAGGCCUCGCGAAACACCUCUUUGGCGACGUUGAGUGCCGAUGGAUUGACGCCUAUUUCCCCUUCACGGAUCCUAGCUUCGAGCUGGAAAUCUUCUUCAAGGGCAAGUGGCUGGAAGUCCUAGGCUGCGGCGUCAUGGAGCAACGCAUCUUGGACGAUAACUACAAGCCCGGCCACAAGGCCUGGGCUUUCGGUCUGGGCCUGGAGCGCCUCGCAAUGGUGCUGUUCGACGUGCCCGACAUCCGCCUCUUCUGGUCCAACGACGACCGUUUCCUGAAGCAGUUCGGGGCAGGCGACCUGACCGCGAGGUUCAAGCCAUAUUCCAAGUUCCCGGCUUGUUACAAGGAUAUGGCGUUUUGGGUUUCCCCGGAGUUCAGCGAGAACAACCUGUGCGAGCUGGUGCGCUCCAUUGGCGGCGACCUGGUGGAGGAAGUGACGUGUAUUGACACGUUUACGAACAAGAAGACGGGUCGUACGUCUAACUGCUACCGAAUUGUGUAUCGGUCCAUGGAACGGUCGCUAACAGACGAGGAGAUCAAUGCGCUGCAGGAGCGGGUGCGGAAGGAGGUGGCGGAGGUGCUUAAGGUGGAGCUUCGAUGAGGGAGCCAGGGUGGUGGGGGGAAAGGGACGAAUGAGGGUAAGGAGGAAAUGUGUGACGAUGUGAUGGCUGUGAACUGAACGCGAGGACGAGUGCCAGAGCGAGAGAGGGAGGAGGGAGGGACAGGAAGGGAUAGAGGGGAGUGUGAGCGUGUUGUGGUAUGCUGUGCUCCGGGGAAAGCUCCUGGAAUAGAGGGAGCAGACUGGGGAGAAGUCGGAGGAAAGGCAGAGGUGUAAUGAAGCGGCCCCCG